Molecule: messenger RNA, 3214 nt
Organism: Struthio camelus australis
Lineage: Eukaryota; Metazoa; Chordata; Aves; Struthioniformes; Struthionidae
Source: RefSeq, a predicted model, not a curated record
AUCUCGCCAGUGGUGAGACUGAGAGCUUCUCUGGAACGGGAAGGGUCAUGGGAACAGCUUGUAGGUGAGAUGGGCGAGACAGACGUGUGCAUCGCAGCUGGCUCUGUCUUUAUUGCAGUGUACCUGGAGACCUACGGCUGCCAAAUGAACGUCAAUGACACGGAGAUCGCGUGGGCCAUCCUGCAGAAGCAUGGCUACACGAGGACGAAGGCGCUCGAGGAGGCAGAUGUGAUUCUCCUCGUCACCUGUUCGGUGAGGGAGAAAGCAGAACAGGCUAUCUGGAAUCGCCUGCAGCACCUCAAGGCUCUGAAAGCGCGGCGACACCAGGCUCGCUUACCUCUCCACAUCGGGAUUCUAGGUUGCAUGGCUGAGAGGCUUAAGGAGAAGAUUCUGCACAGGGAGAAGCUAGUGGAUAUUGUGGCAGGCCCCGAUGCAUAUCGUGACCUUCCCAGGCUGCUGGCAGUGGCUGACUCUGGCCAACAAGCUGCUAACGUCCUGCUAUCGCUAGAGGAGACUUAUGCAGAUGUUCUGCCUGUCCAGACUAGUGCAGGUGGCACAACAGCAUUUGUAUCCAUCAUGCGGGGCUGUGACAACAUGUGUAGCUAUUGCAUUGUGCCCUUCACCCGUGGCCGUGAAAGGAGCCGGCCCAUUGCCUCCAUCCUGCAGGAAGUGAAGAUGCUCUCGGAUCAGGGGGUGAAAGAAGUGACCCUUUUGGGUCAGAACGUUAACAGCUUUCGAGAUAUGUCUGAGGUCCACUUCCAUUCAGCUGCUGCCCCAGUCCUCAGCCGUGGCUUUAGCACAGUCUACAAAGCUAAACCAGGAGGCUUGCGCUUUGCACAUCUCCUGGACCAGGUCUCCAGAAUUGACCCAGAAAUGAGGAUCCGUUUCACCUCUCCACACCCCAAGGAUUUUCCUGAUGAGGUCCUCCAGCUUAUCCAGGAGCGACACAACAUCUGCAAGCAGCUUCACCUCCCAGCCCAGAGUGGAAGCACGCGAGUCCUGGAGGCCAUGAGACGGGGAUACACGAGAGAAGCGUAUUUAGAGCUGGUACACCAUGUGCGUGACUCCAUUCCGGGCGUGAGCUUGAGCAGCGAUUUCAUUGCUGGGUUCUGUGGGGAGACAGAAGAAGAUCAUCAGCAGACUGUAUCUUUGCUACGGGAAGUCCGCUACAAUGUAGGCUUCCUGUUUGCUUACAGCAUGAGACAGAAAACCCGGGCGUAUCACCGGCUGCAAGACGAUGUGCCCACGGACAUAAAACAGAGGUGGCUGGAGGAGCUCAUUACUGUAUUUAGAGAGGAGGCUUCAAGGGCCAACAGAGCCAUGGUGGGCCACUCUCAGCUGGUGCUGGUGGAGGGGCCCAGCAAGCGCUCUACCUCCGAGCUGUGUGGGAGGAACGAUGGCAACAUCAAGGUGAUCUUCCCUGAUGCUGAGAUAGAGGAUGCUGCAGACUGCAAAGCUCUGGUCAGGGCCCAGCCAGGGGACUACGUGUUGGUGAAGGUAACCUCUGCCAGCUCGCAGACCUUGAAGGGAGUUCUGCUUUGCCGUACUACCCUCUCCCACUCUGCGGCUUGUCGUUGACGUAUCCCUGCUGCCAGUGGGCAAAAGCAGCAGACUUUCCCCAGGAAGAAACAAGGAGGUUUGGUCAGGUGGAGGUGGGGGCAAAACCAGGGAUUUUCUUUUCCCCUUUGGCAACAACCUUCCCCCACUGGUCCGUGCAAGUUUGUAGGCAAAAGGGAUAGAAGCCAUGUAUGGACUUGCCAAACGCAACUACUACAUGAUCUUGUAUUUUCGCAUGCUCUCAUGUUUGAACCCCCCCCUCCCACCUCUUGCAGUGUUGCAGGUCCAUCUCUGCCUUUGAUCAUGUCCUCUAUUUCAUCCCAGCCUGAGAAACUGAUGUCUGCAGAGCAGGUCAUUCCUACUAGAUCAGCUGAAUUUUGGAGCUGCAAAAACCUGCAGCACCUAGAGAAUAUGUCUCCAGUUACUGCUGGAGAGUGACAGUACAAGGGGACAAACAACUUGGAAGAACAGGAGAAGAUCUUGAUGAUUUUUUUUCCAAAUACUAAUAACUUUCGGACUUGCAAAAUGCUUAGAAAGGGUAAGGGAGAACCUGCAUCCUGCUUGUGUGAUGGAAUGUAGCGCAACUGUGGAAUAUAAAACGGUGUUUAACAUGCACAAGUGAUGCUUAAUGUGUUGUAUGUGAGGACUGAGAGAAUGUACCCUUUGUGCUGGGGAUAUUUGGACCUAGGCUAGAGGGGAUUUCCUUGUCUCUAGGUCUAAGGGAAUGCAUAGUGUAAUGACUGGGCAGCUGAGAGAUACCUCUCUAGCCUGUUAAAACUUUAGUAGGUGCAAACUAGGAGUUUUGUGCUCCUUUUCUGUGGUAUGUCCUUCUCUUUGCUUUACUGGACAGGAGAAAUGGUUGGUACCAGUUUAAAUGGCCAGGAACUCCUGGGAGUUCAUCUGAUAAUUGCCUGUUUUUAUCAGAACCUGUAGUUAACCCUGGCCACGUCAUAGUCCAACCUUGUCUACUAAAUUCAAACAAAUGGCUAUAACUUGCACUCGCAGCUAAACUCUCUUGCGAGAUAUGAGACAAAAUCACACCUUUUAAUAUAGAUAAUCUUGUUAUUAAAAGAAAUGAUUGUAAAAGGCUCUGUCUAGUGAGAAAUACUUGAAGAAGCUGAUCAAGUAUUCAUAAAGUAGUUCUGACAUGAUUUUGCAGGAUUUUUAAGUUAACAUGAAAGAGUUUUGUGAGAAAGUUUUGGGUUUUUUUUUUCUCCUGCUCCACUGGAUCUAGGAUACAAUUGUAUCUCUUUGAAAACAGCAUGGUUCACUGAGUAUUCAUUAUACCUUAGCUUAAGAAACAAACACAUGUUGCUGAUUAUCUCAGAGCUAAUUCUCUUCUCAUAGAAGUGAAUCUUGUAACUGCAUAGUCAGCACUAAUCAGUGUGGGUUUUGAAGUGUUAAGAAAUACAGGUCUUAUUCAGCCAUCCUGCCUCCAGAGCAGAUAGUGUCCUAGGCCCAAAUUCACAAAUCAGUUCUUAGGCCCCUGCUAUCCAGUGAGUGUAAGCCUUUGACAAGAAGUUUUUUAAGGAAAAGAAAGGGCCUAUUUGGUUUGAAAUACCAAGGGAAAAAGCAGGAUGUAAGCAUCAACACUCAGAAGUAACAGGUACCAAAGCCAACAUGUACUUGCUAAUAAAAAUGACUGGGUUAACUACUG